Cuscuta campestris is the source of this 790-nucleotide messenger RNA. Lineage: Eukaryota; Viridiplantae; Streptophyta; Magnoliopsida; Solanales; Convolvulaceae. The record is from the annotation of a GenBank genome assembly.
AACCAAAAAAAAAAAAUUGGCACCACCGCCGAAGAGAAACAAAUCAAAUUUGCAGCCGCUGUUGAAUCGAGAUCGAAGAAGGAAGUGCGGACCCAAUUUCCAGCCGCACAAUUUCAUACCCUGUCAUUAAAAAAGAAUCCGUCUUAAUUUCCAGGGCCGGUUUAACCCCUUGGCCAGAUUUGUCGUCGCCGCCAUAUUUAUAGGAUUUGGUUCGUGGACCUCCAAUUGUGCCUAGUCAAAUUUCUUUUGAGUUACAAGUUUUCAGAGCACACAUUAUGGGUAUUAUACGGAAAGUGACUGGCGCUCCACUAUCUCCACCAACGUUGCCCCCAAGAUAUGACGCAGCGUAUAAAGUUCCAGCAAGUGUCGAGAAGGUGGCAGAUGCAGAUAAUAAGCAAGUGUACGACCUCAAUUCAUUUGAUGACACCAUCAAGUUAUUUGACAUUGAUGAUGCUGUCGAGUUCGCAUACCAGGUUUCAGAAGAGGUGGUUCAAGACAAGUUUCGCAUUCUCUUAUCUCUCCAGUGCUACUCUUCAACCAGCAUGCUCCAUGCAAAAUGCUCAGGAGAUGGACUUCAUCUUUGGGUAAACAUUUGGUCAUAUGUCCAAAAACACGAAUGGGAGCCUCCACCUUGAGGACAAGACACAAACCCUUAAUGGUAUGUUUGGGAACAUGGAUUUGGAUUUCAAAUCCGGAUUUGACUUAAAUUCCAUGUUUGGGAAACUUAAGCAUUUUGAAUUUGGAUUUGAAUCAAAUUCUUUACAUUCAAAACCAAGCUUAAUUUGAAAUU